AUGGCGAAAGCUGAAGCGGAGUCAGCAACACCUAAUCUGUUCUUCACUUCACCAACAGCUGGUUUUGACGCCACUGCGGUGUACUCGAGCUCGUCAUCAGGCCCCGAUGACGGCCUGCUGUUCACUCUUGAUGGUGUACGCGGUGGUGACUUCAUCCACAUGACGCCUGCACCGUGCCGUGGCCUCACCCUUCUCUACGAUCCUUUUGCACCAGCUUACUAUGUUUUCAAUGCAUCCACAUGGGCAGUUACCCGAUUGCCCCCGUGCCACAAUGCGGCGUAUGUGACCGCUGGACUUGGGUUUGAUGCCCGUACGAAGAAGUACAUGGUGGUGAGGUUAUUCCUAGGGGAUUAUGGUGAUAAGCAGCAUAUUAAGUGUAAGAUAUACACGCUGGGCGGUGAUCAUGGGGAUGAUUGGAAGCCGCCUGCUGCAGGUGUACCCUUCAGAUUCUGCAGGGCUGCUCAGGCAACUAUUAGCCAUGCUAGACAUGAUAAAGUGCUGCCAGUAUUUGCAAAUGGGUUUCUGCAUUGGAUUAUCCGUCCCUCAUUUGUCGUUGAAAGGCCACGAGCUGCCAUCCUAUCCUUUUCUGUCACAGAUGAGAUCUUUGCAUGGGUCCAGUCGCCGCCGUUUGAGGUGUCAGGUGUGCAUUUGGUGGAGCUUGCUGGCCACUUGUGUAUGGUUCGGGACCUUCUUCAUGUCGGCAUGCUGGAGAUAUGGAAGCUGAAUGACUAUGGCUCUGGUGGUUGUUGUGGGUCCACGAAGAGGAUAGUCAUUGCUACAUCCAAACGCAAGAUGAUUGUCUAUGAUCCCGUGUCUCAGACUGUAGAAACUGGCACUGCGAUCAGAGAGACCCCUUCGUCUUACCAAGCUGAAAAUCUUGCUCUUACCAGCGUCUCCCUAUUUCAAGAGAGCCUUGUUCCAGUGCAUCAGACAAAUGAAGAGAGAGCCCUGUCAGCUCCUUGGCUAAAGCGACUAGGGAGAUCUUGCUCCGACUCCCUGUGGCUUAGCUUGAUUGAGGAUAACAGCUUCAUGCGCUCUUAUCACUCGCAUAACAACAUGGCCAAGAGGCCCAAGAACAUGCUUGUGGGCAAGGGCAUCACUAGGGAUCGCAUCACUAGAGGAUCCGGCUUCAGUUUUACUCCCUGCUCAAAGUUGCUCCAACGUGCUCGUAGACAUGAUAUAUGGCUUGACACAAAGGUGGUUUGCUCCAAGCCUUGCCAUGGCAUGAACCUGCUAAGCACUGAGCUGAAGGAUUAUCUCUACAACCCCUGCACAGGUUUCCGCCUUGCGUACCACAUUCGAGGGACGGCAUCCAUCCACGUGCCCCCGAACAUUCCUAGCUGGAGUAUACCAGAAGGUCAUGACCAUGCUUUCGCACUUGGCCGGAAGAAUGUUGGCCUGGGGUUCAAUCUGUCGACACAGGAUCACGUGAUUGUUGAAAUGUUUUACCACGUGAAGGACUUCAAAUCCCGUCGGUAUUUCUUGACAUGCAUGGUUUGCGAGCGUGGCCGGGGCUCCGUGCUUGACUGCUUCCCGCCACCUCUGCCUGUGAGUGACAUGCCGCCAGCCUAUCUUGCAGGAGUGCUCUACUGGAUGAGUGAUCCAAGGUUGGGCGAAAGUGACGAGAGGGCCAUGGUGUCAUUUGACAUAACAACACGUGAAUUUGUUGUCAUCCCCUGUCCGUCAUGUAUUGAUUUGUGGAACAAUGGAAGUGCUUCCAAUGCUUUUGUGGUUGAACUUGAGGGAACAUUAUGUGCUAAAAUGAUAGUGUUGUAA
Messenger RNA from Miscanthus lutarioriparius, 1776 nucleotides. NCBI's taxonomy places the organism in Eukaryota, Viridiplantae, Streptophyta, Magnoliopsida, Poales, Poaceae. The record is from the annotation of a GenBank genome assembly.